AUGAGUGAGCUCGGAAAUUUUGAGGAAGACCAUCAGGAGCCAAGGUGGAUGCCUGACCUGGUGGUGGAGGACCUCUUCUGGAUUAUGGAGGAGGAGGAGCAGGAGGAGGAGGAGGCUGUGUCUCUCUACUCCUCUCCGUCGUCCUCCCCCUCAGACAUGUUUAUUGAAAGCCUAGAGCAGGUGCCUGCUGUUGAGACACCAAGUCCUCCUCAGAGUCCUCAGGUUGCCUGCCCCGCCCCUCAUGCCCUGGCAGCCUUGCCAUGGAGCCAUUCUGAAGAUGUGAGAUCCAGCAACCAUGAGGAGGGUCCAACCACUGAGGGAGGCCCUCAAGAUUAUGCAGAUAUUUUGCUCCAAGAAGCACUGCAUUCAAAGAUGUUGGAAAUGGUGGAGUUCCUGCUCCUGAAAUAUCGAGAAAAGGAGCAAACCACCAGGGCAGAAAUGCUGAGUAGUGUCAUGAAAGAGUACCAUGACCACUUCCCUGAGAUUUUCAGUGCAGCCACUGAGGUCAUAAAGCUGGUCUUUGGUGUAGUUGUGGAGGAAGUGGGCCCCAGUGCCCACACCUAUGUAAUGGUCACCGCCUUGGGGCUCACCUAUGAUGGCAUGGUGAGCGAUGGGAACAGAUAUCCCAAAAUUGGUCUCCUGAUCACAUUUCUGUGGAUGAUUGCUUCUCAGGGUGAUUGUAUCCCUGAAGAGAAAGUCUGGGAAGCACUGAAUGUUUUAGGGGUGACUAUUGGAAAUGUGCAUUGGAUCUAUGGGGAACCCAGGGAGCUCAUCACUAAAAUUUGGGUGCAGGAACAAUAUGUGGUGUACCGCCAAGUGCCCAACAGUGAUCCUGCAUGCUUUGAGUUCCUGUGGGGUCCCAGGGCCCACGCUGAGGCCACCAUAUCGAAAGUCCGUAACUUUGUGCUCCUGGUCAAUAACUGGGAUCCCCGUUCUCUCCCAUUCCUGCCUAAAGGGCCUGAGUGUAAUGAGAACCACUUUGCCUAA
Pipistrellus nathusii (Nathusius's pipistrelle) is the source of this 987-nucleotide messenger RNA. NCBI's taxonomy places the organism in Eukaryota, Metazoa, Chordata, Mammalia, Chiroptera, Vespertilionidae. The record is from the annotation of a GenBank genome assembly.